CUCUCGUUGUGAUCAGAACAACGUCUCAGUCGCUUAGAUCUCUAAUUCUCUCUACUACCCACCAAAAGAAACAGAAGACCCGGGAAUCGAAUCAGAAGUGGAAUACACAGGGAAUUUGGGGUUCAGUCACUCUCACUCUUUCCUUUCAAACUCCCAAAAAGAAAGAGAGAGAAAACAAACACUGCUAGAGUAACACUGUUGAUGCAGCAAUAGUGUUACUAUAUAUAAACUAAAGCAGUACUAUAUAAAUAUAUAUAGUAAGUUGAAGAGGAGAGAAAAGGGUCCUUUGUUCAACAACUGCGAAGACCAUUGAAUCGUAAGGGUGAGGUGAGAGGGAAGGAGGUGAGAGAGAGAGAGAGAGAGUUUUUCUUCUCUUUUUCCUGCUUUUAAGGUCUCGCCGUCUUUGGGUGCGGCACUGCUUUUUCUUCAGCAGAGAAAAUUGGUGGCGCAUUAAAGUAAGGAGCUUUUACUGUGGCUAAAGUUGCAGUUUUUCUCUUGACAGAGGAAGGGAGGCAAAGAGAUUCGGAGCUGGAGAUUUGAGUCAAUUAUUUUCGUGUGGCUGGCAUUUAAAUCUCUUUCUCUGCCAAUUCUUGGAAUGGAGAAUUCUUAUACUCUUUAACACAGCAUAAUCCAACCCUCUGCCCCUGCUGCUAGCUAGCUCUAAUUAUCAGAGUCUGUUUUUGGUUUUCCAUUGUUGAGACGGAAGGGAAAAGAAGAAAAUAUAAAGUUGAUAGAUCAACUCAAGCAAGGGACAGUCUUUAAAUCGCACUCAUUUUGGGGUCAUUGACAGAUCUCUCUGCUUGAUUUCCUUCAAUCUUUUGCACGAAAGAGACAACUCAGAAACAAGAUCUACAAGGAUUUAGACGUUGCCUUAAGAGAACAAAGAAGACAAUGUUGCCUCCGAAGCAAGCAGAAGAAGCAAUAGUCUCCAACUUCAGCGAGACGGAGCAUGAAACCAGAGAAGAAGAGAAAGAAGAUGAACAACACUCAAUGUUCAGCGUCAAGAGCUUCCUCUGGCAUGGUGGCUCUGCCUGGGAUGCCUGGUUCAGCUGCGCUUCCAAUCAAGUGGCGCAAGUGCUGUUGACACUGCCCUAUUCCUUCUCUCAAUUGGGUAUGCUGUCAGGAAUUCUGCUUCAGGUAUUCUAUGGACUGCUGGGAAGUUGGACUGCAUAUCUCAUCAGUGUGCUCUAUAUAGAGUAUAGAAGCAGGAAGGAGAAGGAGAACGUCAGCUUCAAGAACCAUGUCAUCCAGUGGUUUGAAGUGCUUGAUGGUCUGCUGGGUCCGUACUGGAAGGCAGUUGGACUUGCCUUCAACUGUACUUUCCUCUUAUUCGGAUCUGUCAUACAACUUAUAGCUUGUGCAAGUAAUAUUUACUACAUCAAUGACAAAUUAGACAAGAGGACAUGGACCUAUAUUUUUGGAGCUUGCUGCGCAACCACAGUUUUCAUACCCUCCUUUCACAACUACCGUAUUUGGUCUUUUCUAGGCCUUGGGAUGACCACCUAUACGGCCUGGUACUUGGCCAUAGCCUCCCUUGUUCACGGCCAGGUUGACGGCGUGACCCACUCCGGUCCAACAAAGCUAGUGCUCUACUUCACCGGAGCCACCAACAUUCUCUACACCUUUGGCGGACAUGCUGUGACUGUGGAAAUCAUGCAUGCAAUGUGGAAGCCUCAGAAAUUCAAGUACAUCUACUUGUUGGCCACAUUAUACGUUUUUACUCUAACCCUUCCAUCUGCUUCCGCCGUCUACUGGGCAUUCGGGGACCAGCUCCUCAACCAUUCCAAUGCCUUCUCUCUCCUCCCCAAGACCCGCUUCCGUGACGCCGCCGUCAUCUUAAUGCUUAUUCACCAGUUUAUCACAUUUGGGUUUGCUUGUACUCCGCUGUACUUCGUGUGGGAGAAGGUGAUAGGGAUGCAUGACACAAGAAGCAUUUGUUUGAGGGCACUGGCAAGGCUGCCAGUGGUGAUUCCAAUCUGGUUCCUGGCCAUCAUCUUCCCAUUCUUUGGGCCCAUAAACUCUGCAGUUGGUGCUCUUUUGGUUAGCUUCACCGUCUACAUCAUCCCAGCUUUAGCCCAUAUGCUCACCUACAGAAAAGCCUCUGCUCGACAGAAUGCUGCAGAAAAGCCUCCAUUCUUCAUGCCAAGCUGGACUGCAAUGUAUGUAUUCAACGCCUUCGUUGUGGUGUGGGUUCUGGUGGUCGGGUUUGGGUUCGGUGGAUGGGCUAGCAUGACCAACUUCAUCAGGCAAAUUGACACCUUCGGGUUGUUUGCCAAGUGCUAUCAGUGCAAGCCUCCAACACCAGUACCAGGAGCAGCUGCACAGCACCACUGAGCUGACUCAUGAUCAACAAUUCAACCUGAAUUCAACUCCUCCCCCCUAUAUAAAAAGAAACAAACCCACCAAAAAAAAAAUGAAUUCCCUGUUUUUCCUCCAUAUCUUGUAUCAUACAUGGGGACAUAGCAAUAUCUCCCCUACAUGUGAUGUGUGCUGGAUUUUCCCUUUCUUUCUUUUUUCUAUUUUUUCCUCCCCUCCACCCUUAAAUUAGUUGAUAAAAUAGUGUGUUGAAUUGUGAUGAUUCCUUUGCUAUCAAAGCAUAGGCCUAAUUAAAUCUGAUAAUAGUAUAUCUUUUACCUUUCUCCAUC
Theobroma cacao (cacao) is the source of this 2645-nucleotide messenger RNA. RefSeq names its product auxin transporter-like protein 2. The record is from RefSeq and is a predicted model, not a curated record. Lineage: Eukaryota; Viridiplantae; Streptophyta; Magnoliopsida; Malvales; Malvaceae.